Phytophthora megakarya is the source of this 2568-nucleotide messenger RNA. NCBI's taxonomy places the organism in Eukaryota, Oomycota, Peronosporomycetes, Peronosporales, Peronosporaceae. The record is from the annotation of a GenBank genome assembly.
AUGAUGAGUGUACAGCCUCGGACAGGACACGUGACUCGUGAUCCAUUGGAUGAUGAGUGCACCACGUCUAUAUCGCAGAAAACGGACUUGGAUCCAUCACCUAUUGUGGAAGAUCAACCAGACACUUCGGAUCUGGAUCUCACCUGGAACUCAGAUCGAGAUUAUGAUGAAUGUGUGUAUUACCAUGAAGGAAGCGAUCUAUACGCCGAAGAUGUCGAUGGUCAGAUGGCGGUGCUGCCCGAAGUACCUGUGACGACGGAAGAUGUGAAGAUCGAAGAUAUUCUGCUAUGCGGAUCUGAUAAUCAGACUCCAGAGGAAAUCGAGCGGCUCCGCCAAAAGAUCUGGAAGUUCCGACAUCUCUUGAUCGGUAAAGGAAAUACCCUUCCGAAGGGAAAUGCCCUUCCGCCGGCAGCUAGAGGCGUGGUGUGUGAUAUUGACGUCGGCGAAGCGAGACCCAUCGCCCUCAAGUGCUGUAAGUUGCGGAUCCAGUUCAGGGAGAAGCUGGCAGACCUGAUCAAGGGUCUAUUGUCUGCCAAGAUGAUCAACUACUCCAGAUCACCAUGGGCUUCCCCAAUCGUGGUGAUCAUUAAGAAAGAUGGGGUGGAUAUCAGGCUAUGCAUUAGCCUAACUCAACUGAUGAUCUACCCAAUGCCCUUGAUCAACGAUCUACGCGAAGAUCUGGAGUCGACACUUUGUACUCCUUUUGGGCUAUUUGAGUGGAAUCGAAUGCCUUUUGACCUGAAGAAUGCGCCCCAGAUCUAUCAACGCAUGAUCGAUAACGCGCUAUAUGGGUUCACCCGGAUCCCGAAGUCUGAAGAUCACGGAAGUACUUCGGAUGUAUUUGAAGACGGGGAAUCGGUGGAUCCAGGCAAGCCCUCGGUGCUUGGUCGCAGAUCAUAUAGCGAUGACAUCCUGAUACCGGCCAAUAACUGGGAUCAACUAUGUGACCGAGUCGAGGGGUUGCUCGAAGCAUGUGAUAAGUGGAACCUGUCGAUCAGUGUGGUUAAAAGUUUCUGGGGAAUGCCUAAGGUGGAGUACCUUGAACAUAAGGUCUCGUACAAUGGACUGGAGGCGAAUCCUAAAGAUCUGUCGUCAUUGACGGAUCUAGCAUUCCCUGGAUCACUCAGAGCUAUGCAGGGAAGUCUGAACUAUUAUAGCCGAUUUAUUGAAGACUACGCGAUCUACGCGUCAGUUCUGUACGAAUUGCGAGAAAUCGACUUUGCUGCGAUGACGAAAGAGGCUACCCAAGGGCGGAUCCAACAAGUACUGGAAACAGAAGGCGCAGAUCCAAGAUCACAGGAAGAUCGGGACGUCGAUCAUCGAAUGACCUUGGAUCUGGAGGCGCCUGAACCUUUGGAGGAAUACGACCAGAUCUACUACCCCGUGGCAUUUGCCAGCCGUACACUGAAGUCGAAUGAGCUAAACUACGGCAUCGCGGAGAAGGAGGUACUAGCCCUUCUGAGGAUCCUGGAUCUGAAUUACAAUGCGUUGGUCGGGCAUUCCUUACGAGAGGAGGUCGUGAGGGAGCUACGGAUCGACCGGAUCCGACAAGCGCAGGACGAGGAGUCAUGGAUCAGGCGCUUGAAGAAGUAUUUGGUCGGUGAGAUCCGGGAUCUAACACAGGAAGAAGCUAAGAUGUUUGGAUCUAUCGCUAUGAAUUAUGAGGUGGGUCAGCUGGAUCUACUCUUCUAUUGUCCGACAACUAAGGAAACUGCCGCAGAUCGAGAUAAGCUGAUGCGACUUGUGAUACCGGAGACUCGCCAACAGGACAUUUUGCACCACUAUCCUACGAGUCUGCAGGGUGGUCAUCAAGGGGUCGAUCGCACCUAUGAUCGGAUCCGUGAUCAUUUCCACUGGAGAGGCAAGGGCAGACCUAGGAUCCAGGGCGAGUCACCUGGUAAUCCUCAGGCAACAUAUCCAUUUCAGAUCAUAGUCAUGGAUCAUAUACCCUCAUUGCCUAGCGGCAACACGGAAUUGCUGAUCUUCGUGGAUCUAUUCUCAAGAUAUGUGAUCGCCAAAGCCAGCGCCUCUAGAUCCACCCAAACAAUCGCCGAGACUUACGAAGAAUGUGUCUUUCGUCGAUUUGGCGCGAGCGAGGUGAUCCGACACGAUCGGGAGCCGGGCUUUAUGUCUGAUUUCUUUAAGUCGUUUAACAAGAUCCUGGGACAACACUCUGGAUCAAGGGUCUGGCUAUACCUAGAUCGAGUGCGUGAAGGUUACGCGAAAAAGCUGGCGCACUUAUGGCAUGGCCCAUUCCACGUUGCCGAGAAGAUCGGAGAAUACGCUGUGAGGUUGAAGAUAGCAGGAUCCGCAUACAGCAUUUUCCCGGUGGUGCAUGUAUCGAAGAUCAAACUGAUCAAGGUAUUCCCAGAUCGACCAUUAGCUCGGCUGAACGGAUCAGAAGAAGAUCGGGUGGACUUCGAUGAAGCUCUCCUACCUGAAGAUAGCUGGAUCCGAGAUCGGGAUCCGGAUGAAUACGAAGUGGAACGAAUUUCCGAUAUGGGAACUGGCAAGAGGACGAGAGGAUCGAAGUGGGGCGAGAUUGAUUCUGAGAUGGACAUGGAAUGA